UCUCCGACAAGAGUUUCAUAGCUGGUGGACCAUGGAGCUUCUUGUAAAUGUAGGAAAAUGGAUAGAAGAAAACAAAUCUUCCUUUUUGCCACCUGUGUGCAAUAAGCUUAUGCAUCGCCAUCAACUAAAUGUGAUGUUUGUUGGAGGGCCAAAUGAAAGGAAGGAUUAUCAUAUUGAAGAAGGAGAAGAGCUUUUUUAUCAGAUUAAAGGAAAUAUGUGUUUGAAGAUAAUUGAAAAUGGGAAACAAAAAGACAUUGUCAUCCAAGAAGGAGAGAUGUUCCUCCUCCCUGCCAGGAUACCUCAUUCUCCUCAAAGAUACGCCAACACAGUGGGUCUUGUGAUCGAGAGGGAAAGAUUAAAGACAGAAAUUGAUGGGCUCAGGUACUAUGUUGGAGAAUCAGCUACUGUCCUCUUUGAGAAAUGGUUUCACUGUGAAGAUCUCGGUACUCAACUUAUUCCAAUAAUUCAAGAGUUUUUCAAUUCAAGACAGUAUCAAACUGGAAAGCCAAAUCCAGAUGAACUCCUGAAAGAAACACCUUUCCCACUAAAUUCCACUUCUGCUAUGGAACCGUUUUGCUUCCAAGGGUGGUUAAAUGAUCAUCGCAGUGAAAUAAAACAGAAGCAAUCCUUGAGAAUGUUUGGAGAAAACUUUGAAACAGAGGUUAUUGUUUAUGGACCAGGAACAACUGAGAAAAGUAAAAAGAAUUCAGAUAUCUGGAUAUGGCAGCUGGAGGGCACAUCAACUGUUACAAUGGAUGGUAAAAACUUGAUGCUAUCUGCUGGUGACAGCCUGCUUGUCCGUGCCCAGUCUACGUACUGCUGGAAGAGAACAGAAGAAUCUUUGGCUCUGUGCAUUGCUCAGGAUCCGAAACGCAAGCAGCCUUAUACCUAGCUCUUCUGCCAAC
Molecule: messenger RNA, 905 nt
Organism: Dryobates pubescens (Downy woodpecker)
Lineage: Eukaryota; Metazoa; Chordata; Aves; Piciformes; Picidae
Gene: HAAO
Product: 3-hydroxyanthranilate 3,4-dioxygenase
Exons: 11
Coding region: 32-892 (286 amino acids)
Biological process (GO): quinolinate metabolic process; 'de novo' NAD+ biosynthetic process from L-tryptophan
Cellular component (GO): cytoplasm
Molecular function (GO): 3-hydroxyanthranilate 3,4-dioxygenase activity; iron ion binding
Source: RefSeq, a predicted model, not a curated record